This is a messenger RNA of Juglans regia (Persian walnut), 1269 nucleotides long. RefSeq names its product zinc finger protein 1. The record is from RefSeq and is a predicted model, not a curated record. Gene Ontology annotation, biological process: negative regulation of abscisic acid-activated signaling pathway. Lineage: Eukaryota; Viridiplantae; Streptophyta; Magnoliopsida; Fagales; Juglandaceae. Bases 261 to 1055 code for a protein of 264 amino acids. The transcript has a single exon.
CACAAACUCUCUCUCUCUCUCUCUCUCUCUCUCAAAUGCGCACGCGCCCACACACUCACGAUUAAGUCUUAUUCUCCAAGUGUUGGGAUAUAUUAAGACCUUGUAACUGUAAAACAGUGAUACAUCGUCCUUCGUUACAUAGUACAGAACAUCUAUCGAUCUCUACAACAAUAAAUAUUUCAUCUUCCUUGCUUGAAAACCCAAAAUUUCAUCACGCCCAGUACAAGGAGGAAGCUGUUCUCACGCACCACUUUCUCCAUAUGGGCCUUCCAAUUUCAGAACCACGUUCCCCUGAUACUUCAACCAUCAUCUCAUUUUCAGAUGCUCAACCAUGCCAGAAACCCAUUUCGGGAAUCCCAAAGGGGGGAGGACAACAAGAACAAGAUCAGAAAAGCCCGCCAGGCUCAAAUCCUGAUCUUGUGUUGGAUCUAAGCCUCUUCAGCAAGGAUCCCAAUCACGGUUCGAAGCCAGAACUCAAUCUCAUCGAUUCAGUCGAUGUAAACUCAUCGAGAACGUCUUCGGACACUCCUCCAGGUCAAGGUUAUGAAACCGAGCCCCGGGUUUUCUCAUGCAACUAUUGCCAAAGAAAAUUCUAUAGCUCACAGGCACUCGGAGGGCAUCAAAAUGCGCAUAAACGAGAGCGGACACUGGCAAAAAGAAGUCAGAAAAUAGGUGCAGCUUUUGGAAACCGAUACCCUAUCAUGGCUUCUUUACCUUUGCAUGGUUCUUUCAAUAGGUCUCUUGGGAUUCAGGUACACUCCAUGAUUCAUAAGCCCUCCUACCAGUCAUCUAACUUUGGCUCCCCUUAUCUGUAUGGACAAAAUGGGUGGUCAAGACAGUCGAUUGAUCAACAACCAGCCAUUGGGCGGCUUGCAACGGAGAAUUUUCACACGGGAAUGGCAGUGGCGUCGUCCGGGACUGGUGGGGCUGUAAGAUUCGACAGCAGCCGGAAGUUCACUCCGGCAACUGAUGGAGGGUUUUGGUGGGAUAGGGUUGGCCGUUUGAGGACUAAACAAGAUGAGUUGCAGAAGCUCGACUUGUCCCUUAAACUCUAACUACAUACAUGACCACUCUCUCUCUGAUCUCGUUAGUUGGGUUUUUUUUUUUUUUUUUUUCCCAUUUAUCUGUCUCCUUUGUUCUUCAUUGAUUUAGAGGUGAUUUUUCAAUUUUAUGUUCAGUUUCAACUUUUGUAAAUGCUUUUUGGCUAAAGAACAAGAGAUCAUUCUGUAGCUUUGGCUUCGCAAUUCAUAACUUGGAAAUUAAUGAUCA